AUGCCGCAGAUGAAGCCCACGGUGUUGUUGGAGUACCGCGAAAAAAAAGUCGCUUUCGUUAACCAUGCCGGCCGCCUUUUGCCCGAUGGCCUGGUUCAGCCCCGCCAUCAUCAGCCACGAGAAGCUCCACCGGGAGCUGGCUGGGACCGCUUCGCCUUUGUAGAAAACGGGACCGACGCCCCCGGCCACCGACAGCGACCAGGUUAUUAUGGCGAGCAUGCCGAUGCCGCACCCCAGGCUGGAAAAGAAAAACGGCUUUUUAAAGUGCUCCGGCCGGAUGAACAGGAACGGCACCGAGACGACCCAGAAGACGGUGAAGCCGACCAUCUUGCUGGUGGUGGCGGGGAAGUUGUCCGGCAGCUGGUUGUGGAUGCGCUGGAAGGAUGGCCAGAUGGCCGUGAGGCAAACCCUAGUUGGUGGACCGCACCACCCGAGGAUAAUGGAGAAGAGCGAGACGAUAAGGCGGGCGAUAACGAUAAUGCCCAUGACCUGACCGACGGAUAA
Molecule: messenger RNA, 504 nt
Organism: Pyricularia pennisetigena
Lineage: Eukaryota; Fungi; Ascomycota; Sordariomycetes; Magnaporthales; Pyriculariaceae
Exons: 2
Coding region: 1-504 (167 amino acids)
Source: RefSeq, a predicted model, not a curated record